CACUCUCGAUAUUCCCAUCCCCCCACUUUGUGUGGAUGUCGAUGUUACCAACGCCGCUUAUGAGAAACCACCGAAGCAAACCUUGGAGAAAACCGCCAGCAUUGAACAAGGGAAAUCAGUGACUCCGGACUCAGCAUAUAAUUAAAGACGAGGUGCUCCACGAUAAUAAAUUCCCUUGGACGUUUGUAAGAGUAGACUGUCUUCCGACAUGAAUCCUGUGUAUAGUCCUGUCCAGCCCGGGACACCGUACGGGAACCCCAAGAACAUGGCAUACGCAGGCUAUCCUGCAGGUUAUGCUCAGACUCCUACCUAUACACCCAACCUCUACCAGACUGGCAGUCCAGGCUAUCCGCCAGUGCUGCUGGUGAAGCAGGGCUGGCCCCAGGCCUCCGGUGCUGCAGUGGGCCCAGAGGGCUCCUAUGACCUGGCCAUGGACGCAGGCUCAGAGGGCCGCCAGUACCAGGCCUCAGCCGCAGCUUUCAGAUACACUGCUGGGACGCCCUACAAGGUCCCCCCUGGUCAGUCCAAUGGGGCGCCCCCUCCCUAUUCCCCGUCCCCUAACCCCUACCAGACGGCCAUGUACCCCAUCAGAAGUACCUAUCCCCAACAGAACCUCUAUGCUCAGGGUGCGUACUACACACAGCCGAUGUAUGCGGCUCAGCCUCACGUCAUCCACCACACCACGGUGGUGCAGCCCAACAGCCUCCCCAACGCCCUCUACCCUGCCCCUGUCCAACAGCCCCGCUCCAACGGCCAUAUGGCCAUGGGCAUGGUGGCCGGCACAACCAUGGCCAUGUCUGCUGGUACUCUGCUGACCACGCCUCAGCACGCCACUCAGCACAUUGGUGGACAUCCGGUCACCGUGCCAACCUACCGGCCCCAGGGGACACCUGGGUACAGCUAUGUGCCUCCUCACUGGUAGACCCUCCUCACUGGGCCCCACUCAUGAGUCAAACAUUGCUCACAACUCAAGUCUUACAUUGGUGCAGGAGGUCUGGCAUACAAGCACCAAGUCUGUCAGCAAGAAAAAAACUAAAGUGCAAGGGUCACUAUGCAUUAUUUUGUGAUUUGGAAAAGCUGCUUUUUCAUGUUUUUAUUAUUUUUUACCAGCCUCAGAUUUUUUUUAUUUGUUUUUUAUUUUUAUUUUGACUCUCUUAUAAUCCAGACACACACUGACCAGCAGUAUAGUACAUUUAUAGUACAUUUGUGCUAAACAAUUGUGUGUGUGUGUGUGUGUGUGUGUGUGUGUGUGUGUGUGUGUGUGUGUGUGUGUGUGUGUGUGUGUGUGUGUGUGUGUGUGUGUGUGUGUGUGUGUGUGUGUGUGUGUGUGUGUGUGUGUGUGUGUGUGUGUGUGUGUGUGUGUGUGUGUGUGUGUGUGUGUGUGUGUGUGUGUGUGUGUGUAUUUUUCUGUUCUGAACACUGGUUACGAUGCAAAGCCAGUCCCUUCAGCCGUGAGAAUGUACACCUCUUUGUAUGCUGCCAAAUGCUCUCAUGUUUCAAAAAACAUUGGGGGGAAAGCGCCGUACGAGUGUCGCGCCUUGUUUCUUUUGUGUUGCGCCUCGAUUAUUUUUCACUUUUCUUGAUUUGCAUUCCCAUUUCGGUUUACGUUCAAACACAACCAUCUUCCAGCACAAGAUAACAAGGGUCGUCUUCCAGCUUGUAGCAACAGUGCAUUAACUUGGCUUCGUAAGAUUAUUCCCACUGUAUAUCAGUCAUGUGGUAGAAGAAAGACUAAUACCGGAAGUACCGUAAUAGUUACACACCAUGUAGAGUACAUUUUCAGUAAGUUCAGUGGACAUAAUUAGCUUUUACGUCUACUAGAGUAUUGUAAGCAAUUGAAAUAUCUAUACAUGAAUAUAUAUUAUAUAUAGGAAUACUGACGUGUGAGCAAGCGCCUGUAUGCGUUUGUGGUUCUUUUGGACAAGUAAAAGCUCUGCAAACUUAAACACACUCACAUUUAGGUUUUUCAGUUGGUGUGAGUAGUGGCACAUGUACACAAUACAUAUACAGAUUUAUAGGACAUCACACACAGACGCAAAAGUGUAGACAUCAUAGGACGCGAUGGAUAGAUUGCUGGAUAGGGUCUCCCUAUUGCAGACUAUGUUGUGAAUUGAAUCAAACUCUAAUCUAGUGUCAACUGAAGUGCAUGGAGUUUGAAGGGUGAGGCAAAUUGUCAGUUGGACCAGGGAUAACUAAGUUGAAGGAUUCAAGGGAUUUACGGUCAAUAGAAGAGAGGGGGAGAAAGGAAUACAAGGGGAGUAGUGAGUGGAAAAAGGAAGAAAAGCAUCUAAAUUGUGGUGUGGUCAAGCAUCUAUGCCCAUAGCCUUGUGCUGCAUGCCUCCCAUUGAUCUCACAGGCUGGAGAUAAGUGUUAUUCACAAUAAAGAUCCCAUGUGAUGUCAUGUUUACAUGUUUAAUAGAUCUAAUCUAGGCCCUAAACUGCACCAUUUACCUGGGUCGUGUUCAGCAAGGCACGCCAGAGCAAAACGUUUUGCAUUGGAAAACGAAAAUUGGUGUUCUUAUUGGACAGAUUCAGGUAGUACCGCCCUGUUUUAGUCCUUUUCAAAACGUUUUCUCGGGAACUUGGCCCUUGGCCCUGAACUUGGCCCUGAACAUGGCCCUGAUCAGUGUCACUCGUUUUUCAGGUGACCAGUAGAGGGCAGUAGUGAGGGGUGCAGGGCAGACAGCAGAGUUAAGGCUUCUUCCGCACGCUUCAGUUUGGGAAGCCGAACUGAACGAGUGGGCUCGCAUACCUUACCUUCGCUUGAAAAAAGAGAAAAAAAUACGCAAUAGUAAUGUUUGUCCGUUUUGGGACUACGUAGCCAAAAUAGUCCAAAUUAAUCUAGAAAUCUGUGAUUCAUUUUGAUGUUUUUGCAAAGGACAUCUUAGUUGUGCAAUUUUACAUCUAACUAUGAUGUUUGGUGGAGUAUUUCUCAAUUGAAAACAUUUGCAUGAAAAUGAGUCGUCGAUCAUUGAAUGACAGCAAACACUUCAUUGAGGAAUUCCUACUGUUGACCAAUCGCCGAUGAAAGGGUGUUAACUUCGGUUUGCCUAGCAAUAAAAACAAUUGUGUGCAACGAACAGUCGAAAAAACCCUUGCCGAAGACCAAAACUAAUAAAAACUCCACCAAAUGUAGUCAUAAUAUAUACACAUACUGUUCCAAACCGCUUGGUUGGCUCAGGGUUUUAGACGGGCCCCCUAUUCCCUUCCUAUUUAGGGCUCUGGUCAAAAGUAGGGCUCUAUAUAGGGAAUUGAGUGCUAUUUGGAACAGAAACAAGGUUUUAGAAGCCAGACUGACCUCAACAGAGAUGUGUUUCAGUUCAGAGAAUUGUGUCAUCUGGUCUCAAUGUGUAUAUUACUCCGUAGUCCAUGCAAUUGAUACUAGUUCACCUGUCUUGUGAAAUCUUCUAAACAAUGGCAGGUGUAAAAAUGCUCUAAAACACAUUAUUUUGGACUUACAUUAGUGAAAGGAAACGUUUAGUCGUCAGGUUGGCCAACCUGUUAGGGCCUCCCUCCUAGGCCCUCCCUCCCUUCAGAGUAGCCAAUAGAACAGGUUCAAGACAUUGUUUCCAGGGCAUCCAAUAGCAGACACAAUGGAAGGGAGUUAGGAUCGUGAAGGGAAUCAUGUGUAUGAGAGGAAGAAUUUGUGUUCUAACAGGAAACUGGGAACAUUUAAAAAAAGGUUUCAAUCAUGUCCCUUUAGUCAGGGCCAAAAACCCUAUGACAGGGGCACUGAGUUGGGAGAGGUCUGUGUGCGGCAUGUGUUGACUCCAAAUCAACCCCUAACCUAGCCCUAGCCUCUACUCCUCUCAGGUCUUCUGAGAGGAUUGGGAUAGGUGGAAUCAAUAUGGCUGACAUUUCCACCCAGCCAAUCAGAAUGCAAGAUUUUACCAUAAUGCUUAGUGUAUUGAUCCAGUCUGCCUACAUCCACAGGAGUGACUAGGGUGUAGGGGCUAGGGAUCCAUUUGGAAAUCAGAAAUAGAGUUGGCAAGGAAGCAGGGUUCAGCUUGGGUAGAGUUUAAAGGUUGUGAGGAGGAGUUCCAUACUAGGUUAUUAUGGUUCAGUACUAGGUUAUUAUGGUUCCAUACUAGGUUAUUAUGGUUCAGUACUAGGUUACCGUAUCAUGACCACAUAUCAGAGUUAUCAUGUGAGUGUGUCAAAAUUGUAUUGCACAAACAUCUAAAAGUAAUAAUCUAUACUAAAUACCAGGUACUUAGCUCAUAUUUUAAGAGAUUUCUUAAGAGUUCAUUUAGUUCCGUGCAUUUGACUCUUUGGUCUCAAUAAACAACUGUAAAUUUAAGAGAAUAUCUGUUGUGAAUAAUUGCUACUGCUUUUUUCAAUCUGUUACAAUCAGUUAACUACUAUGUAAAAUGCUAAAUGCCAUUUUUUUUCCACAGUGUUACAUCGCCAAUGGAAAUAAAACAUUUAUUUAAAGGAGAGGCAUCCUACACCCAACAUAUGACAAUUGAUACAGUAGCAUUCGCUAGUGAACGAGGUAUAGAUGUGUAGAUGAGUGAGGCAUGUAUACAGUCCUGUGUGAGUUUUUUUCCCAACAUGGCACUGGUCAAACUGUGUAAAGCUAACGUUAUCCAACCGCUACUCUCCCCUGUCAGUAGCCUAUCACAGAGCCAAAACAGAACAAGAACAUUGAAAACAAGUCUCAAAAGUAAAUGUAUUGUGCCACAUUUUUUGGGAAUAUUAGAGGGAAGACCAUCAAAUAAAAUAUAGUUUUGUAGUGCUAUUCACUAGAACAUGUAAUGUGAUGCAAGAGCUGAACAAUGCAUAUGACUAGUUGCACAGGCCCAAGUCUGUGAAUGCUAUGUUGAGUGCUAAAUCUUUGGCGGUUCAAAACCUCAAUAAUAAUUCAACCAUGUGUACUAUGAGUAUAACUGCAGUGUUUUAAAAAAAGGCUAAAAAAAUGAUAAACUUUUAAUUUCUUGUAUGUAAUUUAAGCACUUUUUACCAUAAGUGUUAUUUAAGGUUUUGUUUAUUGAUUGAUGUUUAUUAUUCUUAAGAUUGACAAUAAAAGAUCUAUCUCAAGUGGGUUGCCUUUUGGUGCUUCAGAGGGCAUUUCAGAACACAAGUCUGUAGGAUGAGUGGAGCAGAUGUGCGGAGGGACACAAUCUGGCAACCCGGUCAGAAGCGACUGGCAUACAGGUCCCUCCUACUCGCUGGCCUUUUCCCCUCAAAGACCCAAGGAAUUGAAACACGAGAGGAAUGUUCCGAGAACCAAACUGACACCAUAAACAGACGUUCCCAGAACAUCCAGGGAACCUAAUGUGCGAACUGGGCAUUAUAUGAAAGUUACCCCAGAGUCAAGUCCUUACACUACAAUUUAUGUUUAUUGAAACAUGCUAAAGUGUAUGGGUCCACAGUUUGCGGACUGAAGCAUGAGAGCUGUAGCCUGGGAUUGAAACUUAUUUUGUUACGUUUCACCAUUGUUUCACUUCAUGUUAUGUAACAACCAUGCAAUGUAGCAAAUUCAGUUUGAAUUCUAGGCUAUGGGAACUGCUCCUGAGUGUCUCAAUGCCUGGGGUUUGAGAAGCAAGCAGCUCCACCAAGGUUGAACACACAAUCUCUUUGGUUUGUCUGUUUUCUUUGGUCACAAUGAACUUUGGCCUUGUCAAACCUUUGAUUUGAACACUAAUUUAGAGAGAGUGAAGUAUACCCUUGUGUCUUCCCCCAAAAAUAAUCAAAGAAAUUGCUUAAAAGAGUCAGCACCUUGAGAUUAAAAUGAUUUCCCAACGAAUGGCCCCCGGGGCUCUUGCAACGUUCUGUCACAUGGUUGCAGCAACACUGGCGGAAUGUUUUUGUAAUAUAAGAUUGGGACGUUCGUAAAGCAGAGUCCCACAUCAGACUUGUGUAUAUGAAGUGUAAAUCUGUUUUUGUUUUCAUGUCAUUCUAAUGAGGAUCAGUCAGUGAUUCUGGUGACAGAAGUAAGGCAAGUUUGUAAUUGUAUAAUACUUACUGUACGAUGUAGAACAUUCAAUAACUAUUAAAAUCUUUCCCAAAAAG
This is a messenger RNA of Oncorhynchus gorbuscha (pink salmon), 6015 nucleotides long. Its product is annotated as protein FAM168A-like. Gene Ontology annotation, biological process: positive regulation of base-excision repair. The transcript has 8 exons. The record is from RefSeq and is a predicted model, not a curated record. Lineage: Eukaryota; Metazoa; Chordata; Actinopteri; Salmoniformes; Salmonidae. The coding region runs from base 209 to 922 and encodes 237 amino acids.